UAGGCAAUAACGGACGAUCGUUCAAAAGUAGACGCACGCCGCUGCGGAUCUUUUGCCUUCAAAAAUGGCGUGAAAGGCAAAGAUGUAAAAGUUAGACCAUGACAGGAGUGUAUGAUGGGGUCUGUGAGUGAUGGUACCGAAAAGAAAAACUUGCACAGCAAAACAGCAGAAGAACUUAAGGCAAAGAAAGAGGAAACGGCGCUAAGGUCAAGGUCGUCUAUAAAGAUAAAAGGCAGCACAGCGCUUAAACUUUUAGAAUCGCAGGGUUAUAUAGUUGGGAGGACUCUCGGCAGUGGAUCAUACGCUUCUGUAAAAAGUGCAUACGAUAUAAAAAGAAAACAUAAAGUAGCUAUAAAAAUCAUAAACAAGAAAAAGUCCUUUGACGAGUACCUCAAGAAAUUUUUGCCGCGCGAGACGCAAGCCAUGCAAACGCUUGGUCAACAUUAUGCAUUGAUUAGAUUCUAUCAACUCAUAGAAACAACAAGUAGAUUUUUCUUCAUAAUGGAACUAGCUGACAAUGGGGACCUUCUAACUGAGAUAAAAGCGAAAGAAUAUAUUAAAGAAGACCAAGCUGGUCAGUGGUUUAUUCAUUUGCACGACGGUAUAAAAUUCAUGCAUAGUAAGGGGCUUGUGCAUCGUGACAUCAAAUGCGAAAAUUUGGUACUGAACGCUAAGAACAUACUGAAAAUAACAGAUUUUGGCUUCGCAAAGAAAAUAGGUAAAGCAAAGAGCGGCGGACCCCUGUUAAGCGAAACAUUUUGUGGAAGUUAUGCGUAUGCCCCUCCUGAAAUACUGAAAGGGAUAUCAUACAAUCCGGAAAUAGCCGAUGUCUGGAGUAUGGGAGUCGUUUUAUUUACCAUGGUGUAUGGACGACUUCCAUUUGACGACAGCGACACCAAGAAAUUGCUGAAGCAGGUACAAAGUCGAGUUAUAUUUCCGGCAACACCGGAAGUCUCCGAAAUAUGCCGACUAUUGAUUUUGAAAAUAUUUGCCAAGGCUUCCGAUCGUAUUCCCUUGAAAAACUUCAAAGCGGACGCAUGGUUCAAACUGCAGAAAGAAUCGAAGAAAUUCGAGGGAGCAGACGACAGUAAAGCAGACGGAAAACAGUCAAUAGAUAUGGAUUCGAGUAAAGUGACUGUUCGAGAUAAAUGUAAUAAUGAAAAUAUGGCAAAAGAAGACACAAUUAAUAAUAAAGUACAUGACGAGCCAGCAAUUGAAAGAACAAUAUUAGACCAAUGUGAACGAAUGUCUGGCUGUGUGGACAGAACUGAAGGAAAAGAAGUCUGCAUCAAGCAAGACGACAAGGUGACUUGUCUAUCGCUUUCUGAUCUAAAAGAGCACAGCGGAAAUCUGUAAAGACAGUUUGUUGUUUUCAAUGAUUUUUGUUGAUAAAGUCAAUACAAUUAUAUGUUGAUA
Messenger RNA from Mercenaria mercenaria, 1416 nucleotides. RefSeq names its product testis-specific serine/threonine-protein kinase 4-like. Bases 112 to 1356 code for a protein of 414 amino acids. The transcript is spliced from 2 exons. Gene Ontology annotation, molecular function: ATP binding; tau-protein kinase activity; protein serine/threonine kinase activity. Gene Ontology annotation, cellular component: cytoplasm. Lineage: Eukaryota; Metazoa; Mollusca; Bivalvia; Venerida; Veneridae. Gene Ontology annotation, biological process: protein phosphorylation; intracellular signal transduction; microtubule cytoskeleton organization. The record is from RefSeq and is a predicted model, not a curated record.